AGACGAAACAUGCCAUGCUGCGACUUCGCUUCCUGUUUUGAUGCAGAUGUGCUAAGCUUCCACACAAAAAGAGGGAGAUGCGGUAUGUGUGCCAGCACUCUGCCUGAGCAUUCGCUUUAAUCCAAACAUUGUGCCGAUUAUGAACAUGACAUCGUUUGGUUUUAUCGCAGGCCUACGUGAAAAUACACAUGACAACAGACAGCAUUGUUUUGUUGUAGGAAAUAUUAUUUGGAAGAAAAAAAAAAGUUGGUUCCAGGAUCCUAUAUAAACAAUAAUUUGCACGUUUUGGUAGACCACAUUCAUAGCCGACGUGUUAAUCAAGCAAAGUUUUUGGGUGAUACAUGGAAGACGGGCAGACUCUGUUUGACUACAAUGUGGGACUCAACGACAUUGUGCAGCUGCUGAUCCGCUCGCAGGCAGACCCUCCCGACACUAAAGGCAAGAAGAAAGACGAAGACAGCGUCGGCGGCUCCAGCUCCAGCAACAAUGGCAAGAAAUCCUUGAAUCCGCUGUCAGACAAUCAGCCCUCCACGUCAACUCGCACAUUCCUCAUUGACCCUGGCAUCGGCAUGUACAAGAUAAACGAGCUGGUGGACUGUCGGGAUGUGAGCAUUGGGGCCUGGUUUGAAGCCAGCAUAGAAAAUGUGACUAGAGCCACAAAGGGACAUAAUGGCAAGGCUUCGGCUAAAAUGAGCAAAAGGACUAACGGAAAGCUGGAAAUAGACCAAAACCAUUCAUCCCAGGACAGUAAUGGGAAAUCCACCUUUAACUUGGACAGUGCACCUUCCACCUCUUACACAAACUUCUCGGACAAUGAGGAGGAUGUUAUUUAUCAUAUCAAAUAUGACGACUAUCCUGAAAAUGGUGUUGUUGAAAUGUGUGCGGAUGACGUUCGGGCCCGUGCGCGAACCCUUUUAAAAUGGGAUCACCUUCGGGUUGGCCAGAUGGUAAUGGUGAACUACAACAUUGAGGUUCCAGAAGAGCGAGGCUUCUGGUUCGAUGCAGAAAUCACCUCUUUGAAAGAGAUCUCGAGAACAAAUAAGGAAGUCAGAGUGAAAAUCCUUUUAGGGGGCCCAGAGGAUGUGAUUAAUGACUGCAAACUCAUCUUUUUGGAGGAGAUCUACAAGAUAGAGAAACCAGGGGCACCUCCACUGACUUCUGCAGACGGGCAGUUUAAACGGAAAAGCGGGCCGGAGUGCAAGCACUGCAAGGCGGACCCUGACUCGGAGUGCCGGUUCUGCUCGUGCUGCGUGUGUGGCGGGAAGCAGGAUGCCCACAUGCAGCUGCUGUGCGACGAGUGCAACAUGGCUUUUCACAUCUACUGUCUCAAUCCACCGCUCAGCAGGAUCCCCGAGGAUGAGGACUGGUACUGCCCCACUUGCAAAAAUGACACCAGUGAGGUUGUGAAAGCAGGAGAGAAAUUAAAGCAGAGUAAAAAGAAGGCCAAGAUGCCGUCUGCACACACUGAAAGCCAGCGAGACUGGGGCAAGGGAAUGGCCUGCGUGGGCCGUACGAAGGAAUGCACAAUCGUACCUUCCAACCACUAUGGACCUAUCCCUGGCAUCCCAGUCGGAACAACGUGGAAGUUCAGAGUGCAGGUGAGUGAAGUGGGAGUCCACAGACCGCACGUGGGAGGAAUCCAUGGCCGCAGUAAUGACGGAUCCUAUUCAUUGGUGUUAGCUGGAGGGUUUGAAGAUGAAGUGGACAGGGGAGAUGAGUUUACCUACACUGGGAGUGGAGGUAGAGAUCUCUCUGGUAACAAACGCAUUGGGGAGCAUUCCUUUGACCAAACACUGACCCACAUGAACAGGGCGCUGGCACUCAAUUGUGACGCACCUCUGAAUGACAAGGACGGAGCAGAGUCCAGGAACUGGCGGGCUGGCAAGCCUGUCCGCGUGGUCCGGAGCUCCAAGGGGCGCCGCAUCAGCAAGUAUGCUCCCGAAGAGGGCAAUCGAUACGAUGGGAUUUACAAGGUGGUGAAAUACUGGCCAGAAAUUGGGAAGUGUGGUUUCUUGGUUUGGCGUUACUUGCUGAGACGUGAUGAUUUGGAGCCAGCGCCUUGGACGCCAGAAGGGCUGGAGAGGACAAAUAAACUUGGCCUGUCAGUGCAGUAUCCAGAGGGAUAUCUGGAAGCAAUGGCUAAUAAGGUGAAAAAAGACAAAACCAAAAGGAAUUCUGGGAAACAAAAGAAGGAGAAAGGAGAGAAACAAGUAGUAGAGAAGAUGAAAAAGAAGGAAGAGGAGGAUGAGGAGGAGAAGGAGGAGGAGAAGGAGAAGGAUGAGGACGAAGAGGAAGAGGAAGAGGAGGAGGAGGAGGAAGUGGUGAAACCGGAACCGGAGGCCCAGAGCAACGGCAGCCGGAAGAGACCUCAGGAAAAAGUUAUACAGGAAGAUGAAAUCCCAGCUAAGACCACAAAGCUGGCAGACAAGGGGGAAGCCUUCCAGCUGUCCCCACAGCAGCAGUGGCUCAUCAAAGAGGACUGUCUCAACAAGAAGCUGUGGGACGAGGCACUCGGCUGUCUCAUUGAGGGACCGAGCUUCCUGAGGAAGGUGGAAGAGAUCUUCAUGUGCGUAUGUUGCCAGGAGUUGGUUUUCCAGCCUGUCACAACAGAGUGUCUUCACAAUGUUUGCAAGACAUGCUUGCAGAGGUCUUUUCGUGCAGAGGUGUACACCUGCCCAGCCUGCCGCCAUGACCUGGGAAAGGAUUACAUCAUGGUCCUCAAUAAGAUCCUCCAGUCCCUCCUGGACCAGUUCUUCCCUGGCUACAGCAAAGGUCGAUGAGACAAACAAUCACAAGAGACCACCGUGCUCAACCAGAACCUUGUAGAGGCUGCUGGUUUUCCUCCACCUCCUCCUAACCAGGCAGAUCCAUCAACAGCCUGAGAGGACAUUCCCACACCUAUAUCUUCUACACCCAAGAGGAAACUGGAUUCUCAUGCCCAGCAAUUCCAUCGUCUUUAUCUCUCUCUAUCUUCGACCUGUAUCCAAGGUAGUUGCUGCCAACUGAACUGUAUAGUCUAGGAGCCAGUUUCAAAAAUAGCCUUGUUUUCGAGUUGGUUGUACCCAAAUUACAGAAAAGGUUUGUCAAUUGUAUCUGAAACCAUGAUGAGUGAUGAUCAUUUUUAGCUUGGGUGUCAUUCUGUAUUCAGUCGCCAAAUGUUAUUUUUCAGCAGGUGAACUUGUGUAUUUUUAUAAAUCAGCUGCUGCGGCCGUUUCUUCAACAGCUCAUAAAAUAUAACGAAUUUGUGAUGCUAUCUUUUGUAUUUUUUUCUGUUUAUGGUACUCACCUUGGAAAAAUAUAAUAUUACCUUUCAUUUUGACCUGUGACCUAAUAUGACUUCCAUAUUGGGGUCACGUGACUCUCUUGUUUCCAGAUAAUAUGACCAAACUCUUUGAAAUACUGGCUUCAUAUUUGGUACAUAUCUUUAUUCCAAGCUCAAGUUCAAUUGUUGGUGUCACUUUGUAAAACAGCAAGAGAGAAAGGUAGUCAGCUGGACUUUUGUUUGUUUGGCCCACUUCA
Molecule: messenger RNA, 3519 nt
Organism: Polyodon spathula (Mississippi paddlefish)
Lineage: Eukaryota; Metazoa; Chordata; Actinopteri; Acipenseriformes; Polyodontidae
Product: E3 ubiquitin-protein ligase UHRF2-like
Exons: 16
Coding region: 342-2780 (812 amino acids)
Biological process (GO): negative regulation of gene expression via chromosomal CpG island methylation; protein ubiquitination
Molecular function (GO): ubiquitin protein ligase activity; protein binding
Source: RefSeq, a predicted model, not a curated record